Molecule: messenger RNA, 1124 nt
Organism: Anopheles darlingi
Lineage: Eukaryota; Metazoa; Arthropoda; Insecta; Diptera; Culicidae
Gene: Gip
Product: putative hydroxypyruvate isomerase
Exons: 4
Coding region: 307-1110 (267 amino acids)
Biological process (GO): glyoxylate metabolic process
Molecular function (GO): hydroxypyruvate isomerase activity
Source: RefSeq, a predicted model, not a curated record
CCCCCGCUUUGGUCACGAUGACCGAGACGAGAAUACACGAACACGUUCUCAUCGCCUACUAUAUGUGUAUCCAUUCUGUUUGGGAGCAGCACAGAAAUCCAUGCGUAGCCGACACAAUACAUUCAUUCAAAAACCACUUUUAGUCGGCGGUAUUUGCGGUUUCUAAUUGUUUUCUCAAUUUUACGCCGUGUCUACGCUGAGAAGUGAUAAACGGUUAACAAAACAAAACAAUUUUCGGUGCUCAAACCAAUCACUCAUCACGCGCAGAUAAGGAUUGACUAAUUGGUGCGCUCACAGACUAUUUGGAUGGCGGGCUUACGGUUCUGUGCAAAUUUGAACUUUAUGUUCCUGGAGGCGGGAUCGUUUUUGGACCGGUACCGAGCAGCCAAGGCGGCCGGAUUCGCUGGUGUCGAAGGACCGUUUCCCCCCACCGACGUAAGUCUGGAGGCAUUGAAGGCGGUGCAGAAGGAAACUGGAUUAAAGCAAAUAUUGAUGAACAUUGCAUUAGGUGAGCUUCCCGCCGGUCAGUUCGGAUGUGCGGCUAUCCCGGGGAUGGAACAGGAAUUUCAAAAAAACUUUGAAAAUACCAUUCAGUAUGCGAAGGCUCUUGGCUGUAGCAAAAUACACAUAAUGGCUGGAAAACUAGAGGGUCCAGCCACUAAAGAGCAUGACGCCACAUAUCUUGCCAAUCUUCGAGCGGUUGCCCCAAUCCUUGCACAGAACAACAUUAUCGGAGUGAUCGAGCCCAUCAACCAUUACGCACUACCAGGCUACUAUUUAUCCUGCUACGAUAAGGCGAUUAACAUACUAGAUGCCAUCGGCAGUAGCAACCUAAAGCUGAUGUUCGACAUUUACCAUGCACAGCACAUCCGAGGUGAUCUUACAAAUGCGAUCAACUCGCUAGCUCCACAUAUCGGUCACAUCCAGCUGGCGCAGGUUCCGGGCCGUAAUGAGCCACACAGUGCAGGAGAACUUAACUUCCGGUACAUUCUCAAUGUACUCGCUACUGGCAGUCAGUAUCGUGAUGGUUGGAUUGGCUGUGAAUAUCGUCCGGCUGGUGGAACCGUCGAAGGUUUAACUUGGCUGCGUGAAUAUGGCUAUUGGCAGUGACACAACAGGCAGCU